Molecule: messenger RNA, 1803 nt
Organism: Pyrenophora tritici-repentis Pt-1C-BFP
Lineage: Eukaryota; Fungi; Ascomycota; Dothideomycetes; Pleosporales; Pleosporaceae
Product: AraJ, Arabinose efflux permease
Biological process (GO): transmembrane transport; carbohydrate transport
Cellular component (GO): membrane
Molecular function (GO): carbohydrate:proton symporter activity
Source: RefSeq, a predicted model, not a curated record
AUGUCUGGGGCUAGGGGAGCCUGGCCACAACGUGCGCUUGCUUUGCUUGUCCCGGGGACGUUCACUACGAGCGCGUUCAUGGAUUCUUCCGGGGAAAAGCAGCCAAGUCCUGUCAGCAGCCCAUCAAGUAUGUUCGCCGAUGGUGCCAAUGACUUGGUAGCGGGAAUCCUGCUUGACCGUUUUUGGUGGUCAUUGGGCUUUGAGAAGGUCGCCAUGGGUCUUCUUACCCUCGUUGAGGAUCGGCCUACGCCAAAGGCUGUGUACAAUUGGCGUGUGUAUACGGCGGCGAGUGUCGCAUCGUGGGCAGCUUGUAUGAUCGGUUACGACAGUGCUUUUAUUGGGACGACGUUGGCUCUUCCGUCUUUUGCAGAGGAAUUCAAGUUUGCGGAGAUGAGCAAGGCACAUCUUAACUUGACAAAGGCGAAUAUUGUCUCCGUGUACCAGGCGGGUGCUUUCUUUGGCGCGUUUGGAGCGUAUGCUUCCAGUCAUUAUAUUGGGAGAAGGAAGUCGCUGAUUCUUUGGACUUUGAUCUUCAUCAUAGGCGCUGGCAUGAUGCUUGGUGCUAAUGGUGACCGCGGUCUCGGCUUGAUUAUCGGAGGGCGUGUCCUAGCAGGCCUUGGUGUAGGUGGAUGCAGUAACAUGGUUCCGAUCUACAUCUCCGAACUUUCACCACCAGCCGUUCGUGGACGAUUAGUCGGUAUUUAUGAGUUGGGCUGGCAGGUGGGAGGCCUUGUGGGUUUCUGGAUCAAUUACGGACUAGAGCAGACCAUGGCACCCUCCCACAAGCAAUGGAUCAUUCCUUUUGCUGUACAGCUGAUUCCCGCUGGAUGCUUGUUGAUCGGCGCGGUCUGGAUGCGAGAGUCGCCGCGUUGGUGCUUAUCAAAGGGCAGACGCGAACAAGCGCUCAAGGACCUGUGCUGGAUCCGAAAUCUUCCUGAAGACCACCCCUACAUCAUGGAGGAACUUGAGGCUAUAGACGCCCAAGUCGAGCACGAUAGGAUUACCGUUGGUCCUGGUUUCUGGAAGCCGUUCGCGGCGCUCAAGCAACGCAAGGUUCAGUACAGGCUGUUCUUGGGAGGAAUGUUGUUCCUAUGGCAGAAUGGCUCCGGUAUCAACGCCAUCAACUACUACUCACCCACAGUCUUCAAGUCCCUCGGCGUAACCGAAGGUUUCCUCACCACCGGCAUCUUCGGCGUCGUGAAGACAGUCCUGACGAUUUUUUGGCUUCUAUACCUGAUCGAUCGCCUCGGCCGCACCAAGCUCCUCAUGUUGGGCGCUCUGGGAGGAUCCCUCUGCAUGUGGUACAUUGCCGCAUACAUCAAGAUUGCCGACCCAGCAAACAACCCAAGCAGGGACGGCAAGCUAACCUCAGGAGGAAUUAGCGCGGUUUUCUUCUUCUACCUCUGGACAGCGUUUUACACACCUUCAUGGAACGGAACGCCGUGGGUCAUCAACAGUGAAAUGUAUUCGCAACAGACUCGCAGUUUAGGCCAAGCGUGCGCCGCGGCGAAUAACUGGUUUUGGAACUUCAUCAUCUCGCGCUUUACGCCUCAGAUGUUUAGCACCAUGGGUUAUGGCGUAUACAUGUUCUUUGCCUGCCUCAUGUUGCUAUCGAUUCCUUUUGUCUUCUUCCUUAUCCCGGAGACCAAAGGUAUCCCGCUGGAGCGCAUGGACGAGCUCUUCGAUAUGCGACCUACGUACCGUGCGCACCCGCUGCUUUUGGAGAGAUUGAAGGAGAAUGAGGAUGUAAAUGUUGUUAUUAGGGAUGAGAAGGCGAAGGGCGAGCAUAAUGAAAUGGCUUGA